Molecule: messenger RNA, 1239 nt
Organism: Cryptococcus wingfieldii CBS 7118
Lineage: Eukaryota; Fungi; Basidiomycota; Tremellomycetes; Tremellales; Cryptococcaceae
Product: NADH dehydrogenase (ubiquinone) 1 alpha subcomplex 9
Exons: 4
Coding region: 1-1239 (412 amino acids)
Cellular component (GO): mitochondrion
Molecular function (GO): protein-containing complex binding
Source: RefSeq, a predicted model, not a curated record
AUGUCCCUCAGACGCAACACCGCCGCCGCCCUCAGAGCAGCGCCCCUCCUCAGGGCUGCCCCCCUCAUCUCAACACGAAACGUCAAUGACCUCACCGUCACCUCCCCUCCAAACUCGUCCGCCUCCGUCCGCCCAGCGAUCCGCCACGGACCUCCCACAGGUGGCCGCUCAUCCGACUCUGGCAGCACUGUCACCGUCUUUGGAUCCACCGGUUUCCUCGCGAGGUACCUCAUCCAGAAACUCGCCAGGCAGGGCACCCAGGUCAUCGUGCCCUACAGAGACGAAGACGAGAAACGCCGACUGAGACCGUGUGGUGACCUGGGACAGAUCGUGCCGCUCGAGUGGGAUGCUAGACGUCCAGAGCAGACAGCAGAGUGCAUCAAGCACUCUGAUGUUGUGUACAACUUGGUCGGGAGAGAUCACGAGACUAGAAACUACUCUUACCACGACGUCAACGUCAGCGUGGCCGAGUCCAUUGCCCAGAUCUCCGCCGACCUCGGUACUCCUCGACUUGUGCACGUUUCUCACCUCAACGCCAACCCCGACUCGCCUUCCGAGUUCUACCGCACCAAGUUUGCCGGCGAGCGAGCUGUCAGGGAUGCGUUCCCCGAGGCCACCAUCGUCAGGCCAUCUCAGAUGUUUGGCCACGAAGACUGGCUGUUGAACCAGAUUGCUCGUUACCCCAUCUUCUCCAAGCUCAACGGCGGCCAGACCAGGCUCUUCCCCGCGCAUGUCAUUGACGUCGCCGAGGCCCUCAACCGUAUGCUCAACGCCCCCGUCACCUCUACCGCCUCUACUUUCGCCCUCCCCGGUCCCGAGCUCUACACUUGGGCCGAGCUCGAGCGUCUCGUCUCAACCCUCGUCCUCCAACCCGCUUCCACUGCCCCAACCCUUCCCAAACCUGUCGCGCUUCUCCUCGCCAAGCUCGUUAACCGUGGUCUCUGGUGGCCUACGACUUCGCCUGAUGAAAUUGAGAGGAUGUAUAUCGAUGAUGCUGGUGCGGACUCUUUCCAGAUCAAGGCGUCUGGGCCUGCUGGUUGGAACACGCCUAGUGGUAUUGAUAUGGUCGGCGUCGAUGGAGAGCCGGUCAAGAGCUGGGCCGAUUUGGACAUUGAACCGGAUACCAUUGCUGAGCAUGCUAUCAAGCCUUUGCGACGAUACCGAUCUGCUGCUACCUACGAUCUCCCCGUCGAGAACCACAUCAUCAAGGCUCCCAAGCAAUACCACGUCCUUCCUUAG